GCUCCUGCAACGAUGUCUGGCCUCUUUCCGAGCCUCGAGAACUUUGCGAAAGGAACAGUCGCGACAGCCGCGGGACUCUCCACCGUCGGCGUUGGCCUUCUGUUCUUCGGCCAAAAUUACCUGAUCUACCCCUCCGCGUUCCCGCCCGGCUCUCGCACUGAGGUCCCGACCCCGGCGGAUUUCGACCUACCAUAUCUAGACCUCCCCCUCGUCACUGAAGACAAGGUCACGCUACGAUGCUACCUCAUGAUGCAGCGCAAGACGCUGCCCAUACAUGGCGCUAUGCGAGUGGAGACGGAUGACAGCGAGACAGACGAAGAGGCGAGUGUUCUCUCUUUGUCUUUUGCGUCAAGACGGCCUACCGUCCUCAUGUUUCAUGGGAACGGAGGAAACCUUGGUCACCGUAUACCCCUUGCGAAGGUGUUCUAUGUCAAGAUGCGCUGUAAUGUCCUGAUGCUGUCCUACCGAGGGUACGGCCUCUCAGAGGGCAGUCCUUCAGAGAAAGGAAUUCGCAUAGAUGCGCAAACCGCGCUCGACCACGUCCUGGCCCACCCCUCUCUGUCCAAAACCCCCAUUAUACUCUAUGGCCAGUCCAUCGGCGGAGCCGUCGCUAUCGACCUUGUCAGCCGCAACCCGCAUGCUAUACGCGCACUCGUGCUCGAGAACACGUUCCUCUCCCUGCCCCGCCUCGUCCCCUCUGCCCUCCCGGUCCUGGGCCCGUUCGCAUUCCUCUGCCACCAAAAAUGGGACUCGGCCUCAAAGAUCCCGCUCAUACCCGCCGAAACCCCGAUGCUCCUGCUGAGCGGCUCGCAGGACGAGGUUGUCCCGAGCGAGCACAUGCACGAGCUGUGGAAGCUCAUCGAGCAGCGCGUGCCUGGCGCACGGCACAAGACCGAGCCCCACGGCGAGCUCGCAGACGCCAAGGACGAGAGCGUCGAGCUCCCCGCCGGGGGGUACUCGCGCUUCGUCGACUUCCCCAGAGGCACGCACAACGACACCUGUGUCCAACAGGGCUACUGGCAGACGGUCGCUGACUUCAUCGCGCGCGUCGAGGCGCAGGUUCCCGCGGCCCCUUAGCGCGUUCUCCCUCGGACGCCCGGCUGACAGGUUUUGGCGGGCAUACUUCGGGCUGGGAACCGGAACCAGCUGCACUGGGGGACGCGCUUCUCCGGGGGGCAGAGCCCGUUGGGUCACCACCUUCUCAGCCGCGCGCCUUAUGUGUCCCUGGCCCGUGCAUCCUUUCCUUUCCCUGUACUUUUAGCUUUGAUACCACUGCAUAUCGAGCGCCGGAUUUCUG
Molecule: messenger RNA, 1297 nt
Organism: Trametes versicolor FP-101664 SS1
Lineage: Eukaryota; Fungi; Basidiomycota; Agaricomycetes; Polyporales; Polyporaceae
Product: alpha/beta-hydrolase
Exons: 10
Coding region: 13-1077 (354 amino acids)
Cellular component (GO): membrane
Molecular function (GO): palmitoyl-(protein) hydrolase activity
Source: RefSeq, a predicted model, not a curated record